Molecule: messenger RNA, 3927 nt
Organism: Amyelois transitella
Lineage: Eukaryota; Metazoa; Arthropoda; Insecta; Lepidoptera; Pyralidae
Exons: 4
Coding region: 115-3018 (967 amino acids)
Source: RefSeq, a predicted model, not a curated record
UUCAUGGUGCAACAUCGAAUGUCGCAUUAGUCGUUCAAGUCUAACAUUUUAAUUAAAUUCUGCAUUUUCAAUCAAACGAACUUUUCGGUAAACAUGUCGUAGAGACGAAUAAAAAUGAUUUUAUUGUUAACAAUAGUUUUUAUUAAUCAAAUAUUAACCGUGUACAGUGAUUCGGCGGAAGAGAAUAAAUUUAUUGAUCAAUUACACGAACCUGAUCAGGAGAAGUUUUUAGAGAAAAUUGUUAGACGUAUUGCUGAAGAAGUCAAGCUGAAUAAUAGUCCAGUGAAAGAAAGUAGGAAUAUAUCAGAUGCAGAGCUUGAUAAGCACAGUGAUUAUGUUAAAAAAAUUAUCAAUGAGGAGAAAAUCAAAUAUGAAAAGGAAGCGGCACAUCGUAAAUUGUUGAAUCACAGUCAUAUUGAUCUUACCCUUAAACGUAAGAAGAGAAAUGAUGAUGAUUUACCUGAAAAGAGAAUUGAAUCGGAUAAAGUAAAAUCGUAUGUAACUAUACCUGUUCAAACAGUGUAUGAUUCUGAUUUAAAAAAAGAGUUGAAUCCCAUAAUUGAAUCCGCUCAUACAGGAAAAGAUGACAUACAAGUGAAGGGCACGAGUGGAAAGUCACGUAGAUCUGCAAUUUCAAAAGUUGAAACAGAAACUUUAGUCUCCUCCGAAAAAUCAAAGGACAUCAAUGAAUUAAAUAGUUCUCCUACUGAAAGCAGUGAUGUUAUAAAAGCAAUAGUGAAUACAGAAGUAAUUUCUACGGUUAUGAGUACUACUAAAGCUGAAAAGAGAAAUUUAAGAUUCGGCAACUUGCAAUCGCCAACAAUAGGUGCCGACGAAGAUUUGUCGGAUCAAGAAAAAGUUACAAAACAAAAUGACAAAAUCAGUGAUGAGGAUAGUUCAAUAAAUAGUUCCCAAGGUAAUGUCUCAGGUGUGAACAUUAUUAAAAUUGCUGACGAUAAUGUAAGUAAUACAACACAACUUGAUACAAGUAUUGAAAAAGUUAACAUUACAGACCAAGAAGUAAUAAGCUCUGAUUCUAAUUUAGAAGCCGGUAAACAUAACACGGUGUAUAACAGUCAUAAAAAUAACACAAAAGGAGAAGGUAAAAAAAUAACAACUGUCAAGUUCUCAUCACAAAUAAUAAAUUUGAAGAUAAUAACUAAUGAAAAUGUAGGUCAGAAAAAUGAUUCCAAAAAGGUUGACAAUCUUGCUAAAGACAAAAAAAUCGAGGCUCAAAAUAAAAAUAAUACUAAAGGAAAUGUAAAAAAUAGUUCUUUAGAAAAAACAACUAAUGCUUCAAAUAAAAAUGGUACAAAUAAAAAAGGAGAUGGUGUUAGUGAAGAAAUCAAAACGUUACAAAUAGCUCAAGACGUAGUUAAGGCGUUGAGGGUCGGAAUAGAUAGAGAUACAAAAAAUAGUGGCGUUAAAAAUAAAAAAUCUGAACAUGGCCCGACAAAUGUAUAUGGACUAUAUGAUAGUACUGAGGAAACUUCGUAUGGAAAACGAGAUCACAAUAAGGAACAGCCGUAUUACGUACCAGUUUAUAACUACUACGCCAAUAAUGCUUACUAUAACGCAUAUAAUAAAUUUGGACCUAACCAAGCAGAUUCAAUAACCAAAGAGAACCGAUUUCUAAUAAAUUCAAAUGAAGGCUAUGACAUGUCCACGGAGAAAUACUACCGGUCAUUUUAUAAAAGUCCGUAUAAAAAAAUUAUAAGACAAAACAUUAGAGGCAUAAAAAAAAUAACGGGGCCAUACCCUCUUCUUUUACCAGUUGCUGAAAAAACACAUAAAUCACCAUUAAAUGAGUAUGAAUAUGUAUAUGGAAAUGAUUUUAUUAAAGAAACCAUUCUUAGAUCUGGAAAUACAGUUAAUCGCUCAUCAGAUAGUUUGAAAAGCCAUUUGAAAAAGGUAAGGCAGUAUAUAUAUACUCUUACAAAGAAAAAGAGAAGCAAGAAAAAUAUAAGAGACACAUUAGACAAAGAAGCAAAGAAAAGAGGCUGGCUGGACACAAAUGUCGAAUACUAUACAAUCAAACCUCACACUGCUGAGAUAAAGCCAUUAAAAGCAUCUGAUCAACAUUUUAUGAUAGAUUACGACUAUGUAGGUGAAGCGUUUGAUCGUGAUUCAGCUAAGAAGCGUUUGCAACAUGCUGUGUUUGACGACAUUUUGAAGUCUAGUCUUAAAUCUCAUACUCCAUCACCAGAAAAAAGUAGUAAAAAUGAAAAUAAUGAUGUCGCUUUCAAAGUUAAGGAAGUUUAUCCAUUAUUGAAGAAAUUGAUGAAGAUUCUUGAAUUUGAAGAGGACAAAGAAGUUGAAGCUUGUGUUAGAGUUAUGGGUGACUUGAUACAUACAAAAAACGAAGGUUUAGAACAGUACGAUUGGCUUGAAAGUACUGUCAAUAUUCAGUCAGCUAUAGAGAAAUUAUCCAGUUUGACAGAAGCUGCGAUAUAUGGUGCCAAUAUACACCCAGCUGAUUUAGAGCUACUAAAAUAUACAACAUACAUAUUCUCGUUAGCAUCAGAGUACAAAAACAAAACGCCAAAUAGAAGAACUGCGCAGAAGACUGGAAAAAAGAGAAGUCGUGUUGGUAAAACACAACUAACUGAUAUGGUGUUGCAAUAUCAGAUUCCUGAUCCAGAUAUUGGAUAUGAGUUUGAUUAUAAAAGAUUACAAAAGUUUUUGGAAGAUCUUGCUGAUAAUCUGUAUGAUCUACACAACGCCUUCAAAUACAUAUCGAUGGUGACGUCUUUGAAAACUCAGCGCUGGUUUAAGAAUUUAAAAGACCUAUACUUGCACAAACCAAACAGAAAGCAACUAUUGGAGCUGGUGCUUCAUCUGGGGACAACGAGGCUUUUCAAUUUAAUAGAAGACGGAAGCAAAAAGGGAAUAGAAUCAGAUUUCAUGGCAUUCAUACAUCGCAACCAAAUGGACGUGUCUAUAGUUAAAGACUCGUUCGUUUUUGUAUUGAAAGUUUUAGAUGCGGCAGUGGAUAAUAAAUUGAUAGAAAGUUAUUAGGAGGUUGUGUGAAUGACUGAAUAGGUAACUCAAAAUUUUUAUUCAUUAUCAUAGGAUAUUGCUUAAUUGUCUAAUUGUCAAAUCUUUCAGUUUCACAACAUUGGUUGACAUCAAAUAAAUUACUUAAACCUAAGUUUAUUGCCGCUUCCAAGGCGACAGUGCAGAAGAAGCGGUAACAAACUGCACUGCAACAUAUUCUUCAACAAUGUCAACUUCACAACUAUCCAAACUUAGAAUAAAAAUGUGGACAAGAGAAUACAUUGUUCAGAUUAAUUUAUUUAUAUGAGAUUUUAAUAAUAAAUAAAAAAUAUAUAUAUACUUUUUAUGGAUUACCAAUUUUAAAUAGAUUUAUGUACAGAGUGUACUGAAUUUUGAUUUAGGUUCAAAUCAAACUACAAUUCAUUACGAGGUUCCUGUGCCAAGCUCAUGCCAGAUAUUUUUAUCAUUAAGAUAAAAUCAUCAGUCCUAUAAUAAGCCUUCUCACAAAGUACUUUCUUAACAUACUCUUUGAAUUUUUGAUUAGGCAUUUCAAGAACAGACUCCGGACUCCGGCAACCUAUUAUAAAAUCUUAUACAGUUCCCCAUAAAUGAUUUACUGACUUUGCUAAGCCUAUAAUACGGCAUGACCAAUUUAUGUUUAUUACGUAAAUUUCUAUCACCUGUGACACUAAAUUUUUGAAAAAAGAGGGUUUUUUCCUAACAUACAUAUAUUAUAAGAUCAAAAAUGUACUGGGACGCUACUAACCUGUAACCAUUGGGUGAGUCAGGUUUUUACACGAAGCGACUCCCGUCUGACCUCCGUAACCUUUGCAGGGGAACCUUACCCGCAUUGGAUCGAUCACGGUUACAUAUCUUUAUAGUUGCAGCGUGAUGUUAUAUAGCCUAAAGCCUUCCUUAAUAAAUGGUCUA